AUGGACGAUGAUCACAUCAGAUUGUUGCUGGAAGAAUUAAGUUCUAGCUCAAGCUAUGAAGACGAAAAUGACAGUGAGGUGGAAGAUAACGUGGAGGUACAAGAAGAGACAUAUGAUACCGAGCAAGACGAUGACAAUGACGAGAUAUCUGAGGAAGAACAUAAUGAACGAUCCCAUGAUUUUUACUUAGGAAAAGAUGGACAGACAAGGUGGAAUAAAUCUCCUGCCUCAAACCCAACUAGGCGACGUGCUAGAAAUAUAGUUACUCAACUUCCAGGCGCUAGAGGAGAAGCUAGAAAUUUGAAGGAACCAGGUGAGCUGUGGCGGCUUUUUUUUUUCGGAGGGCACUAUCAGCCUGAUAGUAAAGUACACUAA
Danaus chrysippus (African queen) is the source of this 375-nucleotide messenger RNA. The record is from the annotation of a GenBank genome assembly. NCBI's taxonomy places the organism in Eukaryota, Metazoa, Arthropoda, Insecta, Lepidoptera, Nymphalidae.